AUGAAAUUAAAACUUAUGCUUGAAUGGUGUACAGUGGUAGCAAUUAAAAUUGUAAUUGCGUCAUUUUAUUUCUCUGGUGUGGAUAUUAAAAAUAUGAAAGGGAAAUACAAAGAGAUUGAAAACAUAAAUAAAAAGGAGAAUGUAAUAAAGGAAAUAUUUUUGAAUGAAUUAAAGAAAUUAAAUUAUAUGAAUAACAAUGUUAUAGCAUUAAGUACAUCAAGACAUCAUUUUAAUUAUAGGCAUACGUGUAACUUAUUGAUUGCAUAUAAAUACCUAAAAGAUAUAGGUGAUAUUAUUGAUACAAAUAUAUUACUUAUGAUCCCAUUUGAUCAAGCUUGUAAUUGUAGGAAUAUUAUAGAAGGCACAAUUUUUAAAGAAUAUGAAAUAUUUCCAAGUGAAAAUUACGAUAUACAUGUAAGAGAUAAUUUAUAUACAAAUUUAAAUAUUGAUUAUAAAAAUGAUAAUGUUAAGGAUGAACAAAUCAGAAGAGUUAUUAGACAUAGAUAUGAUGCAUUUAGUCCUAAAAAAAAUAGACUACAAACGAAUGGAAAUAAACAAAAAAACUUAUUCAUAUACAUGACAGGUCAUGGUGGUGUAAACUUUUUAAAAAUUCAAGAAUUUAAUAUUAUGAGUUCCUUUGAAUUUAAAUUAUAUAUACAAGAACUACUUAUAAAAAAUUUAUACAAAUAUAUCUUUGUGAUCAUUGAUACAUGUCAAGGAUAUAGUUUUUAUGAUGAUAUAUUACAUUUUAUAAAUAAAUAUACUAUUAAAAAUGUCUUUUUAUUAUCUUCAUCUAAUAGAAAUGAAAAUAGCUACAGUCUCUUUUCAAGUAAAUUUUUAAGUGUAUCAACAGUUGAUAGAUUUACUUAUCAUUUUUUUAAUUAUUUAGAAAAUAUUUAUAGAAUAUAUCCUGACGAACCACAUAAAAAUGCAAAAUCUUUUUCCAUGUUUAAUAUUUUGAAUUAUUUAAAAACACAACAUUUAAUAUCACAAGCAACAAUAAAUAAUUCCAAAUUUAACUCAUCCACAUUUUUACAUGAUAAAAACAUCCUUUUUUUUAAUUCCAAUUUGUUACCUAUAAAUAAGGAUGAUAUGAACAAAUCAACAUAUAACCAAAAUGACAAGGACAGAAGAGAUGACUCGUUUAAUUCGAGAAAAACGUGUUUAGGUUAUUUAACUUUAUGUGGUCAUAUAAAAAGUCAAAUAUAUGCAAAUAUGGCAAAUCUAUAUGAAGAUAGAAGCUAUUACAGCAAUAAUAUGGGGGUUUACCUGAAAGAAGAGUCCUAUUUUACGGAUUAUUGUUUUACUUCCAUUCACGUGAAUGUAAACUAUAUGCUGAAAGUUUUAGUUUUUUUAUUUUUCCUUUUCUUUUUUCUGCUCAUUUUUUUGUUUAAGUGA
Plasmodium malariae is the source of this 1398-nucleotide messenger RNA. It is a transcript of the gene GPI8, whose product is annotated as GPI-anchor transamidase. The coding region runs from base 1 to 1398 and encodes 465 amino acids. Gene Ontology annotation, cellular component: GPI-anchor transamidase complex. The record is from RefSeq and is a predicted model, not a curated record. The transcript has a single exon. NCBI's taxonomy places the organism in Eukaryota, Apicomplexa, Aconoidasida, Haemosporida, Plasmodiidae. Gene Ontology annotation, molecular function: GPI-anchor transamidase activity. Gene Ontology annotation, biological process: attachment of GPI anchor to protein; proteolysis; protein localization to cell surface.